Molecule: messenger RNA, 462 nt
Organism: Diabrotica balteata
Lineage: Eukaryota; Metazoa; Arthropoda; Insecta; Coleoptera; Chrysomelidae
Source: the annotation of a GenBank genome assembly
GAAGACAUAAUAAAAUCAACAGAUUGGGAAAACAGAGGAAUAUGUAUUAACGGAAAAUACCUAAAUCACCUUAGAUAUGCGGAUGAUAUACUCCUGAUCUCCUCGGAACGACAAGAACUGGAAUUAAUGCUGAAUGAACUUCAUGAAAAAUCACUGCAAAAAGGCCUAAAAAUUAACUUCACCUACGGAGCACAGACAUGGACAUUUACACAGGUCAAUUUGGAUAGGAUAAGGAAGGCACAUAGAGCGAUGGAGAGACAAAUAUAGAAAACGUAACCAGUGGAUCAGAACCAGAACAAAGACAGUAGACGCGAUAGAACAAGCAGUAAAACUGAUAUGGAAAUAGGCUGGACACAAUGAACGUUUCCAAGACGGACGAUGGAACAAUACCAUCGGAAAGUGGCGUCCAUACAAUGCAAAGAGAUCAAGAGGCAGACCACAGAUGAGGUGGAAAGAUGACAU